Chelmon rostratus (copperband butterflyfish) is the source of this 4357-nucleotide messenger RNA. Its product is annotated as hexokinase-2-like. Gene Ontology annotation, molecular function: fructokinase activity; ATP binding; mannokinase activity. Gene Ontology annotation, biological process: glycolytic process; intracellular glucose homeostasis; glucose 6-phosphate metabolic process. NCBI's taxonomy places the organism in Eukaryota, Metazoa, Chordata, Actinopteri, Chaetodontiformes, Chaetodontidae. Gene Ontology annotation, cellular component: mitochondrion; cytosol. The coding region runs from base 208 to 1683 and encodes 491 amino acids. The record is from RefSeq and is a predicted model, not a curated record. The transcript is spliced from 11 exons.
UGUCAGCUCAGGAGACCGACGCGCUCCUGGUGUUGCGACAUGAAUCGUCUUCAGAUGCAGUGGGUGUAAACACUCUCCCAAACCGAGUCCGACUCUCACACACUGACUUCUUCCUGUCAGUCUGAGCACAGCAGCGCAGCGCAGCGCAAGACGCAAAGGUGAGCAGUGAAGUGACGGAACGGCACGCAGAUUUCAGAGAAGAUCAAAAUGAGCGGAGAAAACUCAAACCUGCACCUGGAUGGCAUCCCUCUGGAUAUUCUGAGUGAGGUGCAGGACUACCUGAAGCCUUUCCGUCUGCAUCUGGUGAAGCUGAAGGAGGUUUCUGCUCGGCUGAAGAAAUCUAUGGCUCGAGGUUUGGGGAAACACAGUCAUAACAAGGCGGCUGUCAAGAUGCUGCCCACCUUCGUCAGGGCCACACCGGACGGGACGGAGAAGGGCGACUUCCUGGCGCUGGAUCUCGGUGGAACGAACUUCAGAGUGCUUCAUGUCCGCGUGCUGGAGGAAGAGCAGAAAGUGGUGAAGAUGGACAGUCAGAUCUGUGCCAUCCCACAGGAAAUGAUGCUGGGAAGCGGAGAGCAGCUGUUCGACCACAUCGCGGCUUGUCUCAGUGAAUUCGUCAUCUCUCGGGAACUGAAGGGACAAACUCUUCCUCUGGGCUUCACCUUCUCUUUCCCCUGUGAACAGAAGGAAAUCGACAAGAGCAUCCUGAUCCGCUGGACCAAAGGCUUCAAAUGCUCCGGAGUGGAGGGAAAAGACGUGGUGAUGUUGCUGAAAGACGCCGUUCGCAGGAGAGGGGACUAUGAUAUAGGUUCAGUUGCCAUGGUGAACGACACCGUGGGGACAAUGAUGAGCUGCGGCUACAAGGACCAGAGCUGCGAGAUCGGCAUGAUCAUUGGUACGGGAACCAACGCCUGCUACAUGGAGGAGAUGAAGAACGUGAAGCGCGUGGAGGGGGAGGACGGGCGGAUGUGCAUCAACACAGAGUGGGGCGGCUUCGGAGACGACGGCUCCCUGGCAGACAUCCUGACGGAGUUUGACGUGGUGGUGGACAAGACGUCCAUCAACCCUGGCGUCCACACCUUCGAGAAGAUGAUCAGUGGCAUGUAUUUGGGGGAAAUCGUUCGACUGCUGCUGGUGAGGCUGACGGAGGACGAGCUGCUGUUUAAGGGACAGACCUCAGAGGCGCUGCUGACUCCGGGCAAAUUCGAGACGAAGUUCAUCUCUGAGAUCGAGGAGCGGGACAGCGGCCUGGAAAACACUCAGAGAAUUUUGACCAACUUGGGUUUGAAGUGGAAUUCGGUCGACUCCCGUGUGGUGCGUCUCGUCUGUGACACCAUCUCCUCACGCUCCGCCUGUCUCUGUGCCGCUGCCCUGGCAACCCUCGCCAACCGUAUCCGUGUCAACCGCGGGGGGGGCCAAUUGAAGACCACCGUGGGGGUGGAUGGGACGGUCUACAGAAAACACCCCAAUUUCAGUGAGGAGCUCCAGGCGACGGUGCGCCUCCUCGCCCCCAAGUGUGACAUCACCUUCCUGGUCUCAGAGGACGGCAGCGGGAAGGGCGCUGCCAUGGUAACAGCCGUGGCGCAGCGGCUGGCUCUCCAGUCCCGACUGUUAGAGGACAGUGAUGGUGAGGACGACGAUGAAGAGGAGGAGGAGGAGGAGGAGGAGGAGGAAGAUAAAUAAGAGCAGGGAGGAUGCAGAUGAUGUCCAACACAGAGUAAAUAGAGUCUGAAAACAUAUUGUUUUAAAGCCUACAGUAUUUUCUUUUUUAUGUGGAGAAGUUUCACUCCUCCACACGCCCUCAGUUACCUUUUUCAUUUCCUGUUACAAGUUCUGCAAUGUUUUUGGUUUUGUGUUUAGAAACAUUAAAGGUUCCCUGUGGAGUUUCUGACCUCUUGAAGCGCUGUGGAGCUGUUUUCGUUGAGCGGUCCCUGUUUUGUUCGUGCAUUAUUCCACUGAUCUCAGGUGGCGGCGAAACGCCGAGAAACACAGCAAUGCACCAGCAAAGGCAGGGAAGAAGAAGACAGCCACAGGAUUUCAAACAAAAUUCGACUUUGAAUUGUUUUAUGUGGAAAGAAAUUUACUCAACACUGCCUGCAAACAUCACUGUUGCUGUUCAAACUCCACUGGGCAUCUGUAAGCCAAUGAGAGUCCACCCACAGUGUUUGAUUGACGGCAGCAAGUCACCUCAUCAACAAAUGAUAAUAAUAACAAUAAUAGUCAUAAUUGACUUGAAUUGAAGGCUGGAUGAAGUUAUUUGAUUUAAAAGAGAAAUUGUAUUUUUUUUUAAUAACAAGAAAUUGUCAAAUAAUUUGAUAAAAUUAAAAUAGAUCUUAUUUGAUUUUUUCUUAAAUUACGUAAAUUGUCAUUGUUGCAUCUGUUUCAUUUAUCACUGAGAGUGAACAACCUUCAGUGUUUUUGUUGUUUGCGAGACAAAUUCUCUGAUUCAGUCAAUCCAUCUUUUUCAGUUGAAAUGUUGUCACCUGUUUACUCAAUAAUUGUUUCUUCUGACAAACAUAAAGAGAAAGUGCUUUAGAUAAAUGAUGAUGUGGCUGAGAAACAGAUUUACGUGUUCACUUGAAGAGAUAGAAUAAAACAUGUUUACAUCUUGGAAAGCAGAGAAUCCCAAAGACAUUAGAUUCCUAUGAUAUAUAUUAGAUCUUUAAAAGCUAAACAGAUAGUGGAGGACAUUGAAGAAGAAACUUAAUAUUGUGUUUCUUUGCACUCUUUCAUGAACAUGCAGCUGUUUUUUAAGAAAAGAAACAUACCUUCCAAAUAAGCCAAUCAGUGUGCGGCUAUAUUGUUACGUAAAAGCAGCUCUCGACCAAUCACCUUCAACUUUGAGGGUAGAGGAGGCAGCUUUUCUCAGGGGUUUAAACAACUACAUACACCGAAAAGUAUUGUAAUUUCUAUCAAGUUAUAUUCUUUUCAGCCGUGAAAUAUCUUGACAACAUGCUAGCAUUAGCAUUCUGACAAUGCUAGCUAUCUACGCUAGCUAAAUGCUAGCAUAAGCCCUUUUCAGACACAAUAUACAUAACACUGGCGCCUCUGUCUGUCUUUUAAAGUGCAUUGUGUUAUCCUGACAGAGGAGACUUUCACAUUCAUCUUCCUUUCAGCUUUGUUCAGACAUGACCGCAGUUUUAGAGAAAAAGGUAAUUUAAUGUUCUUUGUUAGCAAAUUUUGCUUCCUGUUUUAUCAUCUCCAACAGCGCACAAGCACUGAACGACAGAACACUCAGACGGUACUCAUUUAAUUCCAGUUUGCUCACAAGCUUCAUGUAAACUGCUGGAUACUUGUUUAUUCAUCCGUGCAGCUGGCAUGAAUAAAUAAAAAAAAAUAUCCUCCUAGGCAUCUAAAAAUUUCCUAUUUUCUUAAACCUGUUUUGUGCACAAGAGAUGCUGAUUAAGAUGCUACAUGUAUUAUAGUGAUGAUAGAAAUGAAAAGAUAUGUAUUUAGUCUCUCUGUGCACGUUCCGUUCCAGGUUUCUGCUGCAGUCUUUACAUUAAUCUCACAACAUUCAGUUCAGACUUGUGUUGAAAGUGUUACAGAAAUAUUUCGGGUCUGACUUCGUAAGACUGGCGUCGUGACUUUGACAUCCAAGUGGUCAGGGCUCAUCUUCAUCCACGUUAAACUGUUUUAGAUUAGUCUGAAGGGUGCGUGUCUGAAAGGGGCUUUAGCUGCAAAAAACUAUGCAAACCGUGCAUGUCACUGUAGCAUGCAAACAUCGACAUAAGUAUCUAGCAGCUAUUAACAUGCAUCAUUCUUCGUGUGCUCUUUGUCCACGUUAGCGUUAUGCUAACGCUGGCAGUCAACUCAAAGCACAGCUGAGCCUAACUGAGUAUAACUGAGGCUGAUUACGUCCAUCUUAGACUGAUCAAAGUUCAGUUUUGAUUCUAGUUAGCAAUGUGGCCUUCUCUCUGGCGCCACCCUCAGGACAAACCUUUAAUUGUUUAACUCCAUUACUGGUAAAAAUCUGAGAAUAGCAAAGCUGUCUUUCCAGUCUUCAUUCACAGAUAUUGUUUUCUGGGCCGUGCUGAUCAAAACAAACUUUUUGUUACUCCCUAUCGCUGCUUCUCUCCUUUGUUGGUGUUGAUGCAACACUGCAAAGUUUGUUGCCUGUUUCUACAAGCUUUAACCAUUUAGAGAUCUUAAAAAUCUUUAUUGUAUCGCACAGAUGAGAAAUGAGUCAGACAGAGGUAGAGCGAUGAGACACAGACAUACUCAAAAAACCUUUUAUUACUUGAAAUCAACCAGUUAACCGCAGCUUUGUUUUAGGCUUUUCAAAAUAGUUUUUCCAAGUUGCUAAAAAUCAGCUGUUUUUGUUUCAAAUUGGAAAUAAAGGCACAUUUUGCUCACA